UUGUUUUUUUCUUAUCAUAGUUUUUUAGUUAAUAAAUAAUGCGCUUGGCCGAAUGGCAUUGCUCACAACUGCGAAUCUUGUUCAACUUAAGGUCGUACACGUGAGUAGAAAGAUAUUUCUACCAAGCCCAUUAAAAAGUUAGGAGAAUCUUGAAAGAAAGAAUGUAAGAGUUAUAGAUUGAGUACCGACGGGCAAAGAGCUAGAGGUGUUGCGUCAUGCUCUUUACGCACGCGACAUUCAUAUAAAGCAUUCGAGCAAUUCAAAGUAGUCUACUUGAGUCUGCCGUGAAGAUACGUGCUAUGAGGCAUCGAGUAGUAAAUGACGAGAGGAUCGAUCGUGACCCAUUACGAAAUGAGUGUCAAAGUGGGGCCCCCAAGGCACGGGGUCAGGCGAUCAAGUUAACAAGUAUAAUCGAGAAGAAGACUCGUCUUAAGCAGAACUUCUGUAGCUUUGAACUGUUUCCGACUAAGAACCCGGAAGUUUAUCAACGAGAAACGGAGCGAUGUGCACCGGCGUUUUAUGCCUUGACGUGGUACGAAAAGGGGGUGAUUCCGAGUGAGCCGUUCUCAACUUUGAAGAUUGCCGAAAACUUCCCUGGGAACGUUCUACUACAUUGCGCAGCUCGAGGCUUAAAGUAUGCAGAUGUUGAGAAGAUAUUACGCCGGGCCCUAGAACUGGACAUUGUCAACAUAUUUGUACUUCAAGGGGAUACAAGCUCAGAUGAUGGUGAUUUUCAAUACGCAUCGGAUCUAGUUACAUUUAUUAGAAAAAUUUUUGGUCAACAAUUUUGCAUUUGCGUUGCUGGAUAUCCAGAAAUGCAUCCGCAGUCACCGUCAAAAAAUCACGAUCUUUUUUAUCUUAAAGCUAAGGUAAAUGCAGGUGCAGAUUUUAUUAUAACACAAUUUUGCUUUGAAUAUCAAUUGUACAUUCAAUUCAUAAAAGACUGUCGAAAAUUAGGAAUAACUGUUCCUAUAAUUCCCGGAAUUUACCCAAUUACAAAUGCAAGAUUACUAAACAAAAUUACCAGUAUAUGCAGUACAAGGAUCCCACCUUGGAUUCAAAAUACUUUACAAGUGAUGGGCGAAGACAACGAAGCCGUAAAAAAAUUUGGUAUAGAUUUGAGCGUAAAAAUUAUACAAGAAAUUAGAAAAAGUGGCGUUUCCUACGGUUAUCAUUUAUUCACUUUGAAUAGGCCUUUUCCAGUAAUUGAUAUUUACGACCAGCUUAAUAUAAAAAGUGGAAUAGAUAUAAUUAUAAAU
Molecule: messenger RNA, 1259 nt
Organism: Ceratosolen solmsi marchali
Lineage: Eukaryota; Metazoa; Arthropoda; Insecta; Hymenoptera; Agaonidae
Product: methylenetetrahydrofolate reductase
Exons: 5
Biological process (GO): tetrahydrofolate interconversion
Cellular component (GO): cytosol
Molecular function (GO): FAD binding; methylenetetrahydrofolate reductase [NAD(P)H] activity
Source: RefSeq, a predicted model, not a curated record